GGACCGGACACGAAGAGCGCACAGGGUCUGAUGCCCUCACGAUGAGGCCGGCCGCACCCGCAGCCGUCUCCCGAUGCCCACCCAUCCCGCCCCGUGCCUCCUCCAGUCCCUCCGUCACUGCCUCGCCGUCGGCCACCUUGACCUCGCCGUCGAUACCCUCCCCCUCCUCGCUCGCUGCGGCCUCCGCCCUGACUCCGCCACCCUCGCCCUCCUCCUCCGCUUGUGCCUCCGGUCCCCCGCCGCCCUUCCCUUAGCCGGCCGCGUCCACCUCUUCCUUCGCCUCUCCGGCCUCCUCUGUGCUGCCCCCACCCCUCCUCUCGCCAAUCACCUGCUCGCCUUUCACUUCCUCCGCGGCCGCCCUGACGACGCUCGCCGCCUCUUCCGCCGGAUGGCCACCCCCAACCUCUUCUCCUUCAACACCAUGCUCGCAGGAUACGCCCGCCUCGGCAUGCUCCACCAAGCCAGGCGCCUCUUCGACCGCAUGCCCCACCGCGACGUCGUAUCGUGGAACACCAUGAUCCUCGCCCUCGCUCGCGCUGGCUCUUGCGGCGACGCCGUCGGCCUCUAUUCCCAGCUCCGCCGCUUCUCACUCGGGUUCAACGCCCACACUUUCUCCGGCCUCCUGGUCGCCUGCGUCCGGCUCGGGGAGACGCACCUCGUCCGCCAGGUCCACGCCCAGGUGCUCCUUGUCGGGUUCUUGACCAAUAUCGUCAUCUCCAGCUCUCUGGUCAACUCUUACACGAAAUGUGGGUUUGUGGAUGAUGCCAGGAAGCUGUUUGAUGAGAUGCCUACCAGAGAUGUGCUCGCUUGGACUACCCUGGUUCACGGUCUUGCCAGCAGCGGCGACCUAGUUUCUGCUCGUAGGGUGUUUGAUGAGAUGCCGGAGAAGAAUUCCAUCUCCUGGACUGCCUUGAUUGGAAGUUACACACGCCAUGGCCACCCUUUCGAAGCUCUGGAUCUGUUUAGAAACAUGAUGAAAUUGGGAGUUUCGCCAGAUCAGUUCACUUUCAGCAGUGCCCUUUGUGCCUGCGGUGCUAUUGCUUCAGUGAAGCAUGGAAAGCAGAUCCAUGCUCGCUUGCUGAGAACCCGUUUCAACCCAAAUGCCAUAGUCAUCAGUUCUCUCGUUGAUAUGUAUUCCAAGUGUGGGGAUCUGGCAGGAGGUCAAAGGGUUUUUGACCUUACGGAUGCUGGCAGGAUGGACACUGUGUUGUGGAAUACAAUGAUGUCAGCUGCUGGGCAGCAUGGUGAUGGAAUAGAGGCCGUUAAAAUGUAUGAGGAGAUGAUUAAAACAGGGACAAAGCCUGAUGCUAAUACUUUCAUAGUUCUUUUGACUGCAUGCAGUCAUUCAGGCCUUGUAGAGCAGGGGUUACAGUUAUUCUGUUCCAUGAGGAAACAACAUGGUGUUGUUCCGGAUGAAGAUCACUAUGUGUGUUUGGUAGACAUGCUGGGCCGAGCAGGGCGUCUUGAAGAGGCAACAGAAUGCCUCAGGGAGAUGCCUUGUGGACCCAGUGCUCGAGCAUGGAACGCAUUGCUAGGGGUUUGUAGGAUUCAUGGGAACUUACGGCUUGGAAGGAUGGUGGCACAAAGGGCUAUUAAGUCGGAUCCAGAAUGUCCGACAGCGUAUGUCCUGCUUUCAAAUUUCUAUGCAGAUCUUGGACAGUGGGAAUCUGUGGAGAAGGUCAGACACCUCAUGCAGGAGAAUAAAGCAAUGAAAGAACGAGCUUCCAGCUGGAUUCCAUUUGAUAAUGAGAUCCAGUCUUUGGGAGCCUUGGAUCAGUUGCAGCCCGCGGAGGAGGUUGUAUGUGUCAGGAACAUUAGUUUGUCAGAUGAAGCAUAGUUCUCUGGUUCCCUGAGUUCUUAGCUCUAAAGAAGCACUUUUUUCUGUGUUAUGUGCGUGAAGUAGAACCACAGUUCCUUUUGGAUUCCAUGACCUUCAACAAUGACCAGUAAACUCAGAAUUUUACAACUAAGUUUUUUUAAUAUAAAUCCAUUACUUUUUGGUCAUUCUUUAAAAAAAUUAUGCUUGGCGGUUCAACUAACUUGCUUCAGCAAUUGUCCCAUAGGUCAUUUUUUAAUGUGCAUCUUGACCAUGUUUUGGUCUCUACUUGUUAUCACUCAGAUCAAUUUAAUAUUCUAAUUUACAUAUAAUUCUGAAAGCAUGUGAGAAUGUUAAUGGUGGUCGCUCUUGAUAUAAUAUACCUCAGAUUACAUCUUUUUCAUUAUAUUCUUAUACUUGUUACUGUUAUAUAUUUGAAUUGAUUGUACAGUUUGCAAAACUGUAAGUUUGAGGUUACACCAUUUCAAACUAUUGAUAGUUUAGGCAUAAUCUAGGAGAUGUAAUCUAUUUCGUUGUAGUUGCUGGCUGAUCUUGAUCAAGAGCUGACAUGUUGGGGGAAAAAAGGAGCUUGCAUGUUGAACUAAUGCUAGAGGGUACCCUCAGCUAGAUCAGAUUGGAAUUGGCUGAUUGAGUGGACCAUGAACAGUAUGUCAGAGGUUUCAACAUAAAUGAUGUUACAAUAUUGUUGUAUUGCAUUGGGGAGGCAUUGGGUUUUGCUCCCAAGGAGCAAGCAACUCUAGAAUGUGUCAUGCAAAGCCAUACCAUUUUGUGCAGUUUGAAUGUUAGCAUGUUGUAAGGAUACAUGCUGAAGCCUUUGCCUAUGCUUGCCUCGGAAAAAAAAUACGCCAAAGCCAGUGCAAGGCAGACUGGACAUGGUUUUAUUAUAGGCAUCAAUUUGUGCAACAUUUAUGACUGUGCCGUCAAUAUCGUAGCAAGAUGUUGGAGAAGAACAAGUCUCAGUGGUUGGAUGGUAAGCAAGCAGGUUCCUUAAAAACUCUGCCACCGCCCAGUAUUCUUUCUGCAGCAACUUGCCGAAGGUUGACUACUGAUUCAUAAUGUUAGGUGAAGAGAAAAUAAUCUUAAAAGUUUGGUUCUUAUGAAUCUGUUUAUCGAUAAAAAUGGUCGUUCAGUGCGAGAGAUUUCGGCCAAUGUGGGGGUUUCUGGAACUCGGGCUUUAAUUAUCCAGCGGCAAAGCAGUAUCUAUUUGUUCAAUAAUAUCGAUCCUCGGGUCGAUAUUCUGUUCAAGAUUUAUUUGUAUUUGUGUUUUUUCUUUCUCUGAUUGGUAAUGUGAUGUAAAAAGGUUCUGCUCCUUCCUUGUAGGUUUAGUAUUUCAGGGAUCAAACAUAUUUUCAUUGAGUUUUAGACAAUGUUACACACAUAUUUUUUCA
Messenger RNA from Musa acuminata AAA Group (dessert banana), 3225 nucleotides. Its product is annotated as pentatricopeptide repeat-containing protein At2g21090-like. The coding region runs from base 74 to 1837 and encodes 587 amino acids. Lineage: Eukaryota; Viridiplantae; Streptophyta; Magnoliopsida; Zingiberales; Musaceae. The transcript is spliced from 2 exons. The record is from RefSeq and is a predicted model, not a curated record. Gene Ontology annotation, molecular function: protein binding.